GGCCGCCGGCAGUCGCUCUCGCGCCGCGUCCGGGUUGCACCUCUCCGCUCCUCGCUCCUCGCUCUCGCCGCCUCGGUCUCCGCCAUGCUCUCCGUCCGCGUCCCGCUCGCCACCCUCGCCGACCAGCAGCAGCUGCAGCUGUCGCCGCUGAAGGGGCUCAGCCUCGCCGACAAGGAGAACACGCCCCCGAGCCUCAGCGGGACCCGCGUGCUGGCCAGCAAGACCGCCAGGAGGAUCUUCCAGGAGCCCGCGGAGCCGAAGUCCCCGGCGCCUGCCGCUGGCGUGGAGGACGAGCCCCUGCUGCGGGAGAACCCGCGCCGCUUCGUGAUCUUCCCCAUCGAGUACCACGACAUCUGGAACAUGUACAAGAAAGCCGAGGCGUCCUUUUGGACCGCGGAGGAGGUGGACCUCUCCAAGGACAUCCAGCACUGGGAAGCCCUGAAGGAGGAGGAGAGAUACUUCAUAUCCCACGUGCUGGCUUUCUUUGCGGCAAGCGACGGCAUCGUCAAUGAGAACCUGGUGGAGCGGUUCAGCCAGGAGGUUCAGAUCACUGAAGCCCGCUGUUUCUACGGCUUCCAAAUCGCCAUGGAAAACAUACACUCCGAGAUGUACAGCCUCCUGAUUGACACGUACAUUAAAGAUCCCAAGGAAAGGGAAUUUCUCUUUAAUGCCAUUGAGACGAUGCCUUGUGUCAAGAAGAAGGCGGAUUGGGCCUUGCGUUGGAUUGGGGACAAAGAGGCGACCUACGGAGAACGCGUCGUAGCCUUUGCUGCGGUGGAAGGCAUCUUCUUCUCUGGUUCUUUUGCGUCGAUUUUCUGGCUCAAGAAACGAGGACUGAUGCCCGGGCUUACGUUCUCCAAUGAACUUAUUAGCAGGGAUGAGGGUUUGCACUGCGACUUUGCCUGCCUGAUGUUCAAGCACCUGGUCCACAAGCCGUCGGAGCAGAGAGUCCAGGAGAUCAUCGUCAACGCUGUGAGGAUAGAGCAGGAGUUCCUCACCGAGGCCUUGCCCGUGAAGCUCAUCGGCAUGAACUGCGCCUUGAUGAAGCAGUACAUCGAGUUCGUGGCCGACAGGCUCCUGCUGGAGCUCGGCUUUAGCAAGGUGUUCAGAGUGGAGAACCCGUUUGACUUCAUGGAGAACAUUUCACUGGAAGGGAAGACCAACUUCUUUGAGAAGAGAGUGGGCGAGUAUCAGAGGAUGGGGGUGAUGUCGAGCCCGACCGAGAACUCCUUUACCCUGGAUGCCGACUUCUAAGCGAACCGCGAGGAUGCGCUCUUAGUUUUCCCCUCCUGAGAAAAAAAAGAUUCGGAAAAGCGUCCCGAGCUGCACCACGAACUGUCCUAGUGUUAGUGCCUGGCGUCUGUAGCUACCUCAGUGUGCUCUUUCAUAGUGCCGGUGCUGUCUUCCAGGAAGCACGCUUCGGCAAAAGCGACCUGGACACUUAGGAGAGGCAGUCUGCCCUCGCGGGGGGACCCUCAGCCAGCCCGCCAGUAGGACGCCCCACAGUGGCUGCCACAGACAGGUGCAGGGUGUCGGCCUCGCUGCUUCAAAGCAGAUUCCAGGGUUUACUUGAGCAGCUUGCAUUUGAAGCCAGCACUUUACACAGACGUUGUGCUGUCGGGAACGCCUGGCCAGCUCGGUUUCUCCCGCGUACAAAGUCUUAUGUUUACCACUAAUGGGAACCAAUUCAAAAUUUACUUACUGAGCGACUAAAGCUAAAUCUGUCAUUUCUGACCUCGUGAAUGAAUUGAGGCACCUAAUGAACUUAAGGUGGUCCUCACGCCUCGGUCUGCGAUGCCCCUGAGGAAGCAGGGCUCCUGUGCAGCGGGGCGUGGCGGGGGACUGCCUGCCCCCUCAGCCUGUGGAGGGGCACAGGCGGCUCUCCAAGUGUUCUAGCUUUGCUCGUAGGAGAAGGUCCUUGCAGGGCCUCUUUGGGGGGGUCUAAGGUAGCAUUGUGAAUCUCCUGAUAGGCGGGUUUUGUUCGAGGACGAAGGUCUUGCUCCUGUUCACUGGUGAGACCGGGGCUGAACCGGCUCCCCUGGAGGCUGUUUGUGAUUUUGCUUGUGUCAGUAGGUACUGCUGACUUAGUCCGUUCCUAUUUACUAUGUGGCUUGAGUUAGGGUAUGGGUACUACGUAUGUCCUUUUAGGUCUCACCUGUGGUUCAUGCUUUGAAAAUCACCCCAUGUCAUCUUGAAGUUUAUGCUUAGUGAAAAUGACUCAGUGUAACCAGCAGCCACCUAAGUACGAUUGUCACCUGGCGGGUCCUAAACCUUCAGAAAAUAGGAGCUAUUCACACGUUCCGGAGAAGUGGACGUCCCAGGGGGAAGCAUGAACGUGGGUGACAGCUGGCUUGAAUCUGGCCUCCUGUUAGGGGAGAAGCAGCCGAGAUGUUUGGGAGGUGAAGGGGAGCUGGGAGCCGGGUGAUUGGUGGCUGAUGGUGUUGUGCAUUGCUGUUUCCAUCAUUUGCUGUAUAAACGAUCAAUUAUAAAAAUUCCUGUAACGUGGAGCCCUUUCUGUCUUUUAAAUUAUUGUUGCCUAACGCUAAUAAAUGCGAGUCAUGAA
Oryctolagus cuniculus (rabbit) is the source of this 2563-nucleotide messenger RNA. RefSeq names its product ribonucleotide reductase regulatory subunit M2 (gene RRM2). Gene Ontology annotation, biological process: deoxyribonucleotide biosynthetic process. The record is from RefSeq and is a predicted model, not a curated record. Gene Ontology annotation, molecular function: ribonucleoside-diphosphate reductase activity, thioredoxin disulfide as acceptor. Lineage: Eukaryota; Metazoa; Chordata; Mammalia; Lagomorpha; Leporidae. Gene Ontology annotation, cellular component: cytosol.